AUGAAAAAAAAAUUAAAUCUAUCAUAAAAACCUUUAUCAUUCAUCUAAAUAGAUGAUAAUGGAAGAAAUUCUUAUUGUAAAACUCAUUGUUUAAGAUACUAAUAAUUUGAAUAUAGAAAUGGAAAUUGUUAUAUUUGUUGUGAAUUAAAGGAAUGCAAUUAAGAUAAUGAACCAUUAAGUAAUGCUGAAAUAGUAACACUAUUAAAACAAAUUUUGUCAUAAACAAUUUCAGAUGAAUUUAAACAAUAAUAAAAGUAGAAGAUAAAUAAUUAUAGAGAAGAUAUAAUAAAAUCAAUUGAACUUUAUUGUGAUAGAGUGAUUCAAAAUUUAGAAAAGAAUUGUGAAUAACAAAAUUAAAUAAAUUAAAAAAUUAAGAUUAUUUUAGAAAAUAUUGAAAAUCAAAAUAUCAAUUAAUUGGCAUAUGAGAUAUUAAAAGCAUAAGAGUUAGAUUGUGUUAAUAUUAAAAUAGGAGUAACAGCAGCAUUAACUUAAGAAUUUUAUAGAUUAUUAAUGAAAGGUGAAACUACUUUGAAUUGUAUUUACUCUUUAACUUAGGAUGAUCAGAAGAAUUAAAAAAAUGAAUACAAUGUUUUAAAAAAAUAGGUUGAUCUUAUUAAGAUGAAAACUAUGUAAUUUGUAAAACAGCAUGAAAUAAGUAUUAAAAAUUCAAAAUAAAGUAUAAAGAGAAUUUAUUAAGAUAUUAAAAACUAAUAAAUUAUUGCUGUUAAUUCUGGAUAAGAAUUAAAUAAUUAAAUUACAAUAAUUAAACCUAGCUAAUAUAGUUUAUUUGGAUAAUUUGAAUCAUUAAAGAAUACUAUAGCAGCAGAAUCAUUUUGUAUAAGUCCAAGUGGUCAAUUUUAUGCUUGGGGAAAUAAUACAAAAGUUUAAAUUUAUUAAUUGUAAACUAAAAUUUAUAAAUAGAUAAAUUGUCAUUCAAAUUUAGAUUCAAUUGUAUUUAAUAUUGUUAAUGAAUUUGUUGUUAGUACUUAAGAUUAGAAAAUUAAUUUUUGGGGAUUGAAUGAUAAAAAUUGGGAAUUUUAUUGUUCUUUUAAUAUGUUACCAGAAAGAGUACAUGAUUUAAUAUUUAUUGAGAAUGGAAAUAAAUUAAUUUGUUAAUCACUAUAAAAGUUAACAAUUUUAAUUAAGGAAAAUUAGAGUUGGAUAAUAUUUUAAUAAAUACAUUAUAAUUUUACUACAAUAAUAUGGAAUCAAAUAUAUUCAAUGCUAAUAACCUUAAAUUAAAAGGCUUAAAUUUAAACUUGGUAAAGGAAUAAAAAAGGAUUAUUUUAAUUAAUUUCAACAGAAUGGGAUCCUGAAAAUAAAUUGAUCAAUUAAGAAAUUAGUAUUUUGUAAGCAAAUGAUGAUGGUUCUUUGUUAUUUUAAAGUCAAAAAAAUAAAUUAAAAGUUUGGUAAGUUUAAGAAGAUGCAAGAUUAUAAUAGAUAUUUGAAUAAGAAUUAGAUGAGUAAAAUACAAUAAUUACAAAUGAUUUUACUAAUUUAUUAGCCUAAAAUGAAAAAUCAUUAAUAUGGUAUGAAUUAAUAAGUGAAGAUUAAUGA
Molecule: messenger RNA, 1557 nt
Organism: Paramecium sonneborni
Lineage: Eukaryota; Ciliophora; Oligohymenophorea; Peniculida; Parameciidae
Source: the annotation of a GenBank genome assembly